Nerophis lumbriciformis (worm pipefish) is the source of this 10433-nucleotide messenger RNA. RefSeq lists its product as uncharacterized. Gene Ontology annotation, biological process: DNA integration. The record is from RefSeq and is a predicted model, not a curated record. Lineage: Eukaryota; Metazoa; Chordata; Actinopteri; Syngnathiformes; Syngnathidae. Gene Ontology annotation, molecular function: nucleic acid binding.
GACGUAGUCAACGCUCCAACUGGACCAUCGAAGCAGUCUUAUGUUGUCCGUUCCUUUCAGGAAAAUAAAGCUAGGAUUAAUCGACCGUGAACGUUCUUUCCCCAAAUAAUGCUCACAUUCACGUUACACGUUUUAAAGCGAAAAUUCAACCGGGACUAAAAUGUGUUUAACCUAAACAUAUUUAUUUGCCGGAAUACGAAACGGACAUUUAAUCCCCGUUAACGGUCAGAUAGGUGUUAGCUACCAAGCUAAACAUCGAGUGUAAUUUGCUUUGUACUACAACUGCUGCGUGCUAUUUACUGUACUAUUUGUACUCAUUUGAGGUGACUAAAAAUGUUGCUUUGAACGUAGCACGGUAGGGGAGCAGGCUACUCCACGAAGAGGAACGCACCAGCCAUACUGUUGAGAGACAGUUGAAUAAAAGAAUGGAUCAAGUUUACCAGACAUACAUUCACAUUGCAGCGAACGCUCCCCGUAGUUUUGACCGCAAUGAUGCAGAAACUUUGCACUCUGGUGGGGAACGUUCGAAAUCUGAUCCAGAGCUGACGAGAAAAAUGAUUAUGCCUCGACACAUGGAGGACCACAUUUUUGGAAAUAAAGCUGCUAUUGCUCCGAAGAAGAUGAAACUGAGUGAGAAGGAACAACCAGGACCAGAUUGUGUAGCCACAACUUCCAGGAACAGAGUAACUACAUUUUUGCAGGAGCAACAAUGUCCCAGCUUUAUGUUAAAGUGCAAUAUGUUUAAGUCACCUGUUCCAAGAGAGGCUCCAAUCCCCAGAUCAGGUCAAGAAUUGCUGGAAGACCAUCACCCUCUGAAGCAACCAGUGAAAGCUCUGCUGAAGCAUUCAAAUGGUCAUCCCAGUGUCUUUGUAUCAAACCACCCGGUUCCUGAUCACAGGGCCAUUAGACCUCUUGCUGCACAAUUAUUUCCCAGACCACCACCUAUUGCAACGCCUCCUCGCAGUUCAAGUGUUACUUCACCAGACCAGGAGGAGAGUGACGCCAACAAAGGCUUUGAGCGCUUCCUAAGCUUGCUCAACAGUGGAGUCAACAUCGAACUGCUAAGUAAGAUUGUCAACGAUGACAGCGAAGAUCUCCAUUCAGAAGACGGGUCCGUGAACAUUAAGCCCAAUGAUGUCGAAGCUGCCGGGGGGGAGGGGGAAGGGGAGUCGGCGGGGACUUCGCAAGAGGUUUCCCCGGUUCCCCAAAGGCGCCCCAUGGAUAAUUUUCCACUCGAGCAGUCUCGAGAUGACACUCUGCGCGUGACGUUGGACCAAGUGAUAUCAAUUGAUGGGAAGCUGGUUCGCCCGGGGAUAGAGCGGCGUUUCCCUUACUUUGCAUUAAUUAGGCACAGAUUAUACAGAGUGAGUUGUGACACUCAGACAGGAGAGGAAAUCACCCAAUUGCUGGUGCCAAAAAGCCGUCGGAAAAUGAUUUUCAAGGCGGCACAUUUCAACCCGAUGGCUGAUCACUUGGGGUAUGAUAAAACACUCAACCGGGUAUUGGCCCUUUUCUAUUGGCCACGCAUCCGGGCAGACAUGCGCCGCUGGUGCGCGGCUUGCUCAGACUGUCAUCAAGUUAACCCAGCGGCCUCUAGGGCGCCUUUGCGGCCAUUGCCACUCAUAGAAGUCCCAUUUGAGCGAAUUGGCAUGGACCUCGUUGGACCAUUUGACCCGAGCACCCAGGGAUAUCGUUUUGCGCUAGUCCUGGUGGAUUGUGCAACACGCUAUCCUGAAGCAGUACCGCUGCGCUCCAUCUCUGCAAAGAGUGUCGCGCAGGCGCUGUUUCAAGUUAUCUCCCGAGUCGGAAUCCCGAAAGAGAUUCUGACUGACCAGGACACGUCCUUUAUGUCACACACGUUAAAGGAGCUGUACGGAUUAUUGGGGAUCAAAUCCAUUCGGACCAGCGUUUGCCACCUGCAGACUGAUGGGCUGGUAGAGCGGCUGAAUAGAACCUUGAAAUCCAUCAUCCGGAAGUUCGUACUCAAGGACAAACCAAAUUGGCAUAAAUGGUUGGAUCCCCUGUUUUUUGCAGUGCGGGAGGUUCCUCAGUCCUCCACAGGGUUUUCCCCAUUUGAACUGUUGUUCGUCAGGAAGCCGCGCGGGGUGCUGGACCUAGUUAAAGAAAGCUGGGAGGAAGGUCCAAGCCCCAGUAAAAAUGAAAUUCAAUAUGUCAUGGACUUGAGAGCGAAACUCCACACAUUGGGGCACUUGUCACAUAAUAAUUUGCUCCAAGCCCAAAAACGUCAGCAGAGCCUGUAUAACAGGGGUACGCAACUCAGACAAUUUUCACCGGGAGAGAAAGUAUUUGUAUUACUCCCAACGUCCAGCUCUAAAUUACUCACCGAGUGGCAAGGACCCUUUGUGGUCUCACGACAAGUAGGUGACGUGGAUUAUGAGGUCAGGCGGUGUGGCCGAGGCUUGGCAACACAAAUAUACCACCUCAACCUCCUAAAAAAAUGGAAGGAGGCGGAGCCUGUCUCCAUGGUAACGGCGAUAGCGGAGAGCGAGGAGCUGGGUCCGGAGGUUCCUCCCUCCCCGAAGCCCUUCCCUCUCCUCUGUGAUAAUCAUCUCACGCCGUCACAGAGAGCAGAUGUGGCCACUUUGCCGCAGCGUUUUGCUGACGUGUUCUCCCCCAUGCCAGGCCACACGAACCUCACCCAGCAUCACAUAGAGACCAGCCCAGGCGUGACUGUGAAGUCUCGGCCCUAUAGGCUACCCGAACACAAGCGAAAAGUAGUUGGGGAGGAAUUAAAGGGCGUUUUAGAUGUUCCUAUUGGCAGUGAGAACCACGUAUGUAACAAUUAUACUCUGAUACCAGAGGGAACAGAGCGGUCCACUUACGAACAGUCCUCCUGUGAGACACACUCACUGUCUGAUGACAACAAGAACAGAAAAGACAGACAAAAGUGCUCUUUAAGCCUCAGUGAUCGAUCUAAUUUCCCCCCAGCAAUAGCGAACCAAAAGGAAAAAGAAAAACCAGCAGAGGUUGAUGCGAGGUGUGAACUGCUUCAGAACAUCCUAAACACUGUGGGCUUGAACCUGGAAACCGAAGAGCUGAGCAAACUAACAGAACGGACUGAAGAGAGACUGUAUGGGAAAAGGAAUGAGAGAAGUCCAGUGGGCACCAGCAUAGUGGAGCAUGACAGUACUAGUAGUAGUCACAGUCCCUCUCGCAUGCAGAUCUCCAACAGCAGGAACUCUAUGGAUCAUCACAGGGAAAAGUCAUUUUCCGAGUGCAGCGACUCAAGAAAGAGCAGAGAGGAACUUUCUUUAUUUUCUUACCAAGAUGAUGCACCAGUACAGAGGAUUUCUGGCAACAACCAAGAUCUGCAAACCUUUGAUGAAACCCAUCACGCACAUUCCAGCCAGGAGUGUAAUACUGUUUCAGGUUACAGUUUGCCUGAGCAUUCUCAAUUCAAUGCUUCUUUCAACGGUGACAACAAUUCUUGCUGGACACACGCUCAUGGUUCCGGUUCCAUGUUCUCUUUGCCUUACUCAUUGUAUACAGACCACUCCCACCCUUUAAUUGCUUCCGCAGACUCUGAGUUACGCCACUAUAAUUACCACUCCCAUGAACAUGUCUAUAAGAAUCCAGACCUCUCCUUGAGCGAAUGUCAGUUUGGCUCAAACACUGGCCCAGGUUGCCUGCAAACAGUUGAACUGUCACGCCAUAGUGCUAAACGAAAAGCUAAAAAAAAUAAAAAGAAAAAGAAAAAAAAUAAGAUACAUCUGUCGAGGAGAAGUAGUGGAAGGAUACUAAAACCAAUAAAACUGACAAGUGACCUUCCGAAGAUGAUGGAGCCUCCGCACGGCACGAAACACCAAGAGGUUGAUCAUCCAAGAAAUGGGAAACAGCCACCAACAGAAGAGGAAAUUAAGCAAAACUGGAAAAAAAAGGUUGGUACAAUGUUUAUUUUUAUUUUUACAUUAGAUCAUUCUGCUCUCUUUCCGAUAAAAACGAGCAAUAUCCAAUACUAUGUUGAUGUAGCCACCGAGGAAGAGCCCACCACCUGUCAAUAUGACGACGCGUAUGUAGCAGUUACUGUAACCAAGAUGGGAGACGAGGAAAGACUGGUGUGUUGUUUCCUUUAAUGUUAAUAAGAUUAAAAUGUUACGCAGAGGUAUAGUUAUAACAAUUUUACAGACAAACUAUACUAUUUAUAGUCACGGUGGAGAAGGGGGGGGGGCGCAAAAUAUUUUCUUCUUCCGAGGUGGGGCGUAACAAAAUAUUUGAGAAGCACCGCUAUAAGUUGACCUACAAAACCGCAACAUGGACACAUAACACACUGUUAAUGAUAUUGAUUGUCUGCGUGUGAACUGUUUCACAUUGUAACGACCUAAUAGUUAGUAUAUGUGUGGUCUUUGAAUUGUCCGACUGUUUUUGUGGUCGUGAACACACAAAUAGCUGAUUUGAGUGUGCGCGCCCUUUGGUGUGAAUGAAAGAAAGCGAACGGUUGCUGUCAAUACAACCUAAAGUUUGUUUGUUUUGGUGUGAUUACGACAGAAAGUGAUCAGUUUGCAUGAAAGUAGUUUUGUUGCUGAUGUUGUUUUGGUGUAGUUACAACCGACAGUAAUCAGUUUUUCUCAAUAAAAUGAUUGUUGAUGCAGACCACCUCCUUCCCCUCCUUACAACGUCUCGGCUGAUGUCGGCUGUCUGUUGUGACCACUUUUUGAAAAUGAUACAGAGGAAAUUGUGUUCAUUUUGUUUAGAGUUCAGGUUGGAUUUGGAUUGUGUGCGCUGCAUAGAUUUUCCGUGCGCGAAGUAAAUCGGGAGCAGUGCGCAAUUGCGCAGGGGCGCACCUUAGAGGGAACAUUGCCUCACACUAAGCAUUUGUUGCACAAACAUACUAGCUUUGUUAAACAAUAUCAUAGACUGUAUUGGACAAUAUAGUUUACAUACAAAAUGUCCAUUUCCAUUUAUUACAAGUAAUAAGAAAACGCAAAUGCCUUACUUGCCUAUCAAGGAGGAAAUUAGCAAGUUUGGCAUCAGAUGAAAAAAUCUUCUCACCCUUCAAUCGUCUCCAUCUUUCAAAGGCAUCCCCGAUACAAAUCCUCGUUUUGUUCCUGGCUUUGUCAUGAAUAAGUUGAGAAUCGUAACGUCGCCUUUAAGCUUUACUAAGGUCUGACAUGUUUAGUAACUUUACCAGUGGCAGUAGCUAGACGAAGGUGGCGGUGACACACUCACAGACUUUCUAAUUGGUCAAACGGUCGAGGGCGUGAGAUGGAAACAAUAACAAGAUUUCGGGGCUGUAAAUCUAAUUUCGAAAUGAGCAUAUCCCGGCUGAACUACUGUUAUCGAGUUAUAGAGGUAUUCGAAAAGGAUAUGAUUUAUUAAUGCCUUUUGACAUAUCAGGGCUUGAUUUGACAUUGCAUAUGGCACCUUUAACUUGUGCAAAGCUGGACAGCCAGUUAACAUCAAUAUUUCCUCCAAUAAUCACACAUGGUUGGCCUUUUCUUGUGUUUUAGUCAAGUCAUUUACAAAAGGUAAACAUAUAGGCUAAUAGGAUCUGGGACUUUUGGAGUGCCGAUAGAAAGAGAUGGCUCAGAAAAAUAACGACAAAUUGGAAUGAGCGCAAAGAACCCUGAGAAUGAGAGAGAGGUUUUGUGAUUAUUUAAAACUGAACACAGACUUUGGUGAAAUGUUUACACAAUCAAACGAAGCAUAUUUAGAAGGUAACUGCACUGUUUUUGGAAUUUUAUUUUAUCUAUUGUUCACAAUCAUUAUUAGAAACAAGAAGACAAAAGGAUGGGGUUUUUUCCGCUUUCCAGCAUUCUGCUCAUUCUUGGUGGCUAGCAAUGCAGCUAAUGAAAGCAAUCAAUUCUACCUCUAAAUCACUUGCAAUGCAAUCAAAAUCUGCAACAAUACUUAAUUUACGUACAUAACAAAGCUGUAGCAACAUUGUUAUUGUAAGUGUAAACACUGAGGAACUCUUUUAUUAGCAUAAUAACACAUUGCCAUGCUACGGUAUUAGCCGUAAAAGCUAACUACGGCAAGAGAUACGCUAGCUUCGACGUCAACAAGAAACACGUUUGAGUUUGUAAUGCACAACUCUGCGAUACGACACCAAUUUGUACAGACUGAUAAACAUGAACAAUAAUAUUACAGUAUCCGUAAAGUAUUAGCCCAUAUUUCAUGUUUUGUUUGUACACAGCUAGCCAGAUAGUUCAACUACAGUGCAUGCGCUAACAUGCUGAGUGUAUCAUGAUCAAUAUUAAAGUGACUCACUCGUCUGGUCCAGCUGGCCGGGCACGUUUCCUGUUGAUUUUGGGUACGCACUCCAUUUAUGUCAAAAUAGCUUUGCUCCAAGUUCUGUAGUGUCAAAAUCGCUUUCACCUCGCUCUCCCGGCUUCCGUCUGCUCCAACGUCUCACUCUUCUUUCGUGCUGGCUUCUAUAAGCAUCAGUAUAUUUAGCUUCAGAAGUAUGAGGUUGUGAAUCCUAAUUUGUCUGUAACCAAGUAUUCCAGGAUUAGAAAACACACUGUUCCGUAAAUAGGAACACACAGUUGAUGCCAGAAGUCAUACUGCUUUGGAAACAGAAAUAAAUGCGAGAGAGAAAUCAGUCCCGGAAAUGAUUAAAAUGAUCAAAAUACCGUAAGUAUUGAACAUAUUACAAAAUGUUAUGAACGUGUCUGUUACUAUGUUAUAUACCGUAUUUUUCGGAUUAUAAAUCGCUCCGGUGUAUAAAUCGCACCGACCGAAAAUGCAUAAUAAAGAAGGAAAAAAACAUAUAUACGUCGCACUCGAGUAUAAGUCGCAUUUUUGGGGGAAAUGUAUUUGAUAAAAUUUAACACCAAGAAUAGACAUUUGAAAGGCAAUUUAAAAUAAAUAAAGAAUAGUGAACAACAGGCUGAAUAAGUGUACGUUAUAUGACGCAUAAAUAACCAACUGAGAACCUGCCUGGUAUGUUAACGUAACAUAUUAUGGUAAGAGUCAUUCAAAUAACUAUAACAUAGAACAUGCUAUACGUUUACCAAACAAUCUGUCACUCCUGAUCGCUAAAUCCGAUGAAAUCUUCUUCCUCGUUGUCGCUUCUGGUAUGCGGCGCUUCCUUUCUUUCUGCUGCUCGGUCACCGUUUUCUGCUGCAUAUUUCACUACGUCCAGCUUGAAAUCUGCAGUAAAUGAUUUCCUUUUCGGUGCCAUUUUUGUUCAGUUUUUAUAAGUUGCCACCAAUGUAGAAAUUAUCCAUUUUAAUAGCUAUGGCAGUAGCAUAUAGCAGUUAGCAUCCCAUGACCCACAAUGCACUUCUGCCAUGACCCUCCCCCGCCGAAUUCUUAUUGUUGACGUGUGUGUGACGAUUGCUGACAUUUUGCUUCGUCUCUUCCGUGAAUUAGAUUCAAAUUAUUUGAUAUUUUACGGUAAUGUGUUAAUAAUUUCACACAUAAGUCGCUCCGGAGUAUAUGUCGCACCCACGGUCGAACUAUGAAAAAAAACUGCGAUUUAUAAUCCGAAAAAUACGGUAUAUACUUGCACUGUGUGUACGGUAUAAACGUUUUAGAGGGCUUUGAAGGCUACAACGGUGACUCCCAUUAGCCGCAUCUUUCAAUUGUUUUUUAUUAUCUUUAAAAUCGUAAAACAAAAAAGACGUAUGUUCUUGUCUCUCAUAAUGAUUGAGAACGAUAGACAAAUAAAAAAAUAAAAAAAUGCAGUUCCCCUUAAAGAGCAGCAGACAAGCAGAAACAAGGUAAAAGUUUAUUUUGGUAGCUAACAUCCUAUAUUUGUCUUGCGUAACAAAUGUUUUAUUUAAACACAUGAGAUGACAUGUUGGCAUAUACUGUCUGUGUCUAAUGCAAACUUGUUUUAUGUCCAAAUAGUUCAUUAUGAUCUAUUACCUGGUUCAUGUUUAUCAGGCAUCAGUUGUUUUUUUUUGUUUUUUUACUUAACUUUUUUUAAUGUAAGAAAUAUAUAGUGAUACUCCCGUAAAAGUGCAAUUUAAAUAUUAUGUGCAUUUAUAAAAAGGAAAGGUCAUUCGAAAAUCCUUCCUUAUUUAAACUACCGGUACAUUCCUUAAAUGUCGUAUUGAUGCUAGAAGGUGUAUUUUAUUCGAUUACUCAAUCAAAUUAAUUAUUCAAUAGAUUACUCGAUUACUAAAAUAAUUGAUAGCUGCAGCCUUACUUACAAAGUCUCUAUGGCGGAAGCAUAUUGCAAAAUAAUAAAAUGGCGUACAGUUUAAUUCCUGCUGAUAUCGUAUCAAAUCAAUGUCUGUAUCGACCAAUGCUCAAGACUACAAUAUUGGUUCAUAUCAGAAGUAAAAAAAGUUGUAUCGAACACUACUACAAAUAAUCAACAGUGGUAUGUUUUAGUAUUGGUAUGGUAUAUGUUGACCUUCUGGUAAUGCAAUUUAUUUUAAAUUUGGUUGCUAAAGUCUCUAGCAUCUAAAAACAGCAUUGUUCUGUAGUUCUAUGUGUACAGCAUUCCACAAAUGUACAAAUUAUGAAUCUUAGUUUGGAACUCAUUCUAUGAAUAAAGAAUCAUUUUGGAUUAUAAUGAACUACAAUCGAGCCAAAUUUAUUAUGUGUAUAUAAUUGAUAAUGCAAUUUAAUAACUCACGCUUUUUCAUCUGCGGUUCCAGUAACUGUUACAUCAGACUUUGUCAUGAAGCUGGUGUACUGUCUGUAACCGGACUUGUGGUACCGCACUUCCAUGACCACACAGUCUCUGUCUUCAAUAUGCAAGAGAAUGCUACUGUCUUGCUUUAUCCUGGCAGCGUUCAUCAACUGGCCUAAAAAUAAAAGAUGAUUAAAUGGUUUGUAAGUGCUACGUGUAGUGUGUGUGUGUGUUUACCUGCUAAAUGCGUUUGUGUCUGUGAAAGAUGGUCCCUCUGCUGUUUGCCUCCCACAGUAAUUCUCUUGUCCGUUUUCUUGCAAAUGAUACAAAUGGCAGGGAGCACAGUGCCAGCAGAACCGAUAGGCAGGCCCGUCUUCGAUCUUAUAGUUUUUUCUUUGGAAUGUCACUUGUCGACCCUGAGCGUUGUCCGAUGCCACUGACUCAUCUUGACCCACAUCCAGCCGUUUGGACAGUUUUUAGGCAGAAUCCAAACGCUUCUUAUCAAUGAACUGCCGGUAACAAGUCGGGUGAAGCCCAGCGUCAUCAGGAAUAUCUUUAAAUUCAACAUCGAUACAGGAUUUGAAUGUCUCGGCUACUUUAAGAGACUCGCCAUCACAGCAAAGCCACAGUUUUAAACAAUUCCUGCAAGUAUCCCACCUUGUGAUAGUGAAAUCAUUCACCUUUUCAUUCCUACAGGCGUUACAUGCAUGUAGCAUAUUUUGUUGUUCUUUUUUCGAACUUUUUUAAGGUGUUUCAGCUGUUUUAGAGUAUUUUCCGCUUCAUCGCUAGACGUUGUUGACAUCGCCAUCUUCGAUCCGCGCGGCUACCUGAUUGGUCGAAUGUGAAGCACGUGACAAAAACGUCACCUGUUGGGACGAAAAUAUUGUUACGCCAAGCAAGAAAUAAUCCCGACUUUAAACACUAAUAUAAAAACUUUCCUUGGAUGUCCAGUGGAGAACUUAUUUUUUCUCGUUGAAAACCAAAAUAUCUUUUUUAAGAACCAAAAAUGAUUUAGUGCCCAGACAUGGGAACGACAUGAAACGAAAAACGGGUUCAACUUACGGCCUAACAUAACAUUUUUCAAAUGUAUCAGACAUGUGUUCACACAUGAAGCAGCUCAAACUUAUUUCAAUGCAAUAAUUAUGUGUAGUUGUUUAUUAUUCCAUAUGAUGUUGGUUCUUGGCAAGUAAAACCACCCUGAGGCCAUUGGAAACUUUGCACAAACAAUCGCUCAACAUUCUCGACCGAAAACCACACCAUCACCACUUACUACAUUUCCAUGCACUAAAUAAGUCUGAUUUCUCAAAUAGUUCGGUAUUGGGUUUUUUACACGCCUAUGUGUGAAGUUCAAGUGUCCACGCACACUCUUUAAUGCAGGGGUGUCAAACUUAUUUUAGCUCAGGGACUGCAUAAAGGAAAAUCUAUUCCCACGAGGGCCGGACUGGUACAAACAUUGCAUAAUAAUUUAAAAAUAAAGACAAGUUCAAAAUUGUUUUCUUUGUCUAAUUUUGGCCAAAAUAGAAAAGCACAUUCUGUAAAUGUACAUAUCGUAAAUAAUCCCCUUGGCAAAACACUUUAAGUUAGUUGAAAAUUCUGAGGGAAAAAAAUGGUGCAGUUUGAAAAACACCAUGAAGAACACAAUACACUUAGACUUUGUCUAUUUACAAAGCCAUUACACUUUAAGCACUUCCUGUUUAGCAUUCUCAUGUUGGCAUUUCACCAUUAAAGACGUGUUUGGCAAAGCAAUCGAGUGUUUCCUCAAUCUGCCGCAUUGGUGACAUCCGCAAGUGUCAUAACACAUUCAUUUAUCAUCAUUCAAAUAUUACAUAUACAUAUACAGUGGGGCAAAAAUGUAUUUAGUCAGCCACCAAUUGUACAAGUUCUC